Aspergillus thermomutatus is the source of this 1683-nucleotide messenger RNA. RefSeq lists its product as uncharacterized. Bases 1 to 1683 code for a protein of 560 amino acids. The record is from RefSeq and is a predicted model, not a curated record. NCBI's taxonomy places the organism in Eukaryota, Fungi, Ascomycota, Eurotiomycetes, Eurotiales, Aspergillaceae. The transcript is spliced from 2 exons. Gene Ontology annotation, molecular function: hydrolase activity, hydrolyzing O-glycosyl compounds. Gene Ontology annotation, biological process: carbohydrate metabolic process.
AUGGCUGCCAGUGCUAACGCAAACUCCACUUAUACUAACCCAAUUCUCCCCGGCUGGCAUUCAGAUCCCAGCUGCAUCUUUGUCCCCGAACAAGACAACACCUUCUUCUGUACUGUAUCCACCUUCCUCACAUUCCCCGGGAUCCCAAUCUAUGCCAGCAAAGACCUUCAGAACUGGAAGCUCGUGAGCAACGCGUUCAACCGACAAAGUCAAGUCCCCCGGCUCGCCAAUGAAACCUCCCAAACCCAACAAGACGGCCUCUGGGCCCCAACCCUCCGAUACCGGACGGGCAAGUUCUACCUAGCCACCUCAUACGUAUCGAUGCAACCAGCGUUCACAGCGCAGGGGCUCCUGUUCACAUCGGAUAACCCCUACUCGGACGACGCGUGGUCCGAUCCCAUGCACUUCCACCUUGGCGAUAUCGACCCGGACCUCUUCUGGGAUGACGACGGGACAGUAUAUGUCUCGUAUGCGGGUAUCUCGCAGCAAAACCUAGAUCUGAAAACCGGUGCCACCGGCCCCGCGUAUAAGAUUUGGUCCGGCUCCGGUGGCCGCACGCCAGAGGGACCACAUAUCUACAAGAAGGACGGGUGGUAUUAUCUUUCCAUCGGCGAGGGCGGCACCGAGCUCGGGCAUAGACAGACGGUUGCGCGGUCACGCAGGGUCUCUGGUCCGUAUGAGGGGUACAGCGGGAACCCGCUCCUCACGAACGCGAAUACAACCGAGUACUUCCAGACGGUCGGUCAUGCGGAUUUCUUCGAGGAUGCGAAUGGGAACUGGUGGGGAGCUGCGCUGGCGACCCGGUCUGGGCCUCAGUGGACGGUGUAUCCGAUGGGGAGGGAGCUGGUGCUGUUUCCUGUGAGGUGGGAGGAGGGUGAUUGGCCGGUUGUGGAUCAGGUUCGGGGUCGUAUGGACGGGUGGGAUUUACCGAGUGCUGGGUCAUGCAAGGGGAUACCCGGGGAUGGGGCGUAUGUUGAUGCUUCGGACGAUGUGCAUUUCGCCCCCGGGUCGUCUAUUCCGAGUCACUUCUUGUACUGGCGGUUUCCGAAAGAGGACUCGUUCGCGGUCUCGCCGCCUGGUCAUCCGUUUUCUUUGCGGUUGUUGCCGUCCGAGAGUAUAACAGGGAAUGGGGUCCCAGGAAAUGAUGUCGAGUCGACGGCUAUCACGUUGAUUAUGCGUCGGCAGAGUCAUACGUACUUUGCCUACAGCGUGGACGUCUCCUUCGGGCCGCAGGUGGAUGGAGAGGAAGUUGGUGUGACGGUCUUCCUGACUCAGUUUCAACAUAUCGACUUGGGAAUCGUCCUUUUGCCUUCUGCUGAAGACUCAGAUACACUCGUUCCUCAUGUGAGGUUCAGGGUUACCUACCUGGGCGCGCAGGGGGUGGAUAUACCUGAGACCAUCAUUCAACCCUUGACGCAACGGCAUUCAUCGAGCACUGUGCAGGCAAGGUUACAGAUCCAGGCAGUCAAUACAACUCACUAUGCUCUCUCAGCAAGGGUACUAGGAGUGGCGGAAUUCAAGUUCGAGACUCAUGCUGAAGCCAGGCUUGUCAGCGGGGGUACGGGGCCAUUUACUGGUGCUUUACUCGGGGUCUAUGCAACGAGCAAUGGUGGACUUGGUCAAACUGCAUCGUAUAUUAGCAACUGGAAGUAUCAUGGUCAUGGUCAAUACAUUGGAGGAUAG